AUGUCUGCUGCUGUGGCUCAGAGGGCUCCUCUGGGUAGGACCUCAUCCCCUAUGGACGCGAAGAAGAACAACAUAAUAAAGUCUGAAGAUUCUUCAGCAAAUACAAAAGACCAGAAGCCUGCGACCGACACUGAAGCGUCUCAAUCACUUCCACCGCCGCCCCGCCCAGCUGCUUCUGGUCCGGGCGAUACACCUGACUACUUCAACUCGCUCCACAACCCAUUCUCCCUCGAGCCCAACCCGUUCGAGCAGUCUUUUGGCAACCCAUCAGCUGAAACCCCGGGGAAGUCAUUGCUUCCCCCAGUCGCAUCCAUCACGUCUCCUGCACUGCCCGGAGCAAGCUCAGCCGGCUAUAACUGGCCCAACUCUUUACGCUCCGGACCGCUGAGUCCUGCUAUGCUGGCGGGCCCUACUGGUGCCGACUAUUUUGACAGUAUCGGACGCGGCUUUCCAACUCCCAACGAGUCUUCAUUACGAACGGGGUUGACCCCUGGUGGUGGUGGGUCAAUGUUCCCAGCCCCGAGUCCUAAUACUCAGGCGAUCCUUUCUCAACUUCAAAGCGGUGGCGCGACUCCUUCGACUCUCGAGUUCCACCGCACUGCCUUAAACGCAGCCAAGCGCAGCGGUUUCAAUGCACCUACGUCUAACCCGACUAGCGAUCCAGAGCAGCUCCAGAACAUGGACAAGAAGACUGCACCACCUGCCGUCGAUCAGUUCACGCACCACGAUGCCGCUGAUGCAGCCAACGGCCUCUUCAUGCUUGCGAAGGGUGGCCAGCCCAACAAUGACGCGUUCGCGGCAGCCGCGAAGCCUGUGGACAUUCCUGAUACGAAACGAACGACGCGAAAUGCUCACAAUUCGGUGAGCAGUGGUCGCGAAAUGACUGCUGAGGGUUCCGACAGUCAAGGCGAGCAAGCCAAGCCAGCAUCGAAAGGUAAAGGCAAGAAGAACACGUCCACCAAACAGACCUCCACCGUCAAUGGCCGUCGCAAGGCAGAAGAAGCGCCCAAGGGUUCCAAUAAGAGGACCAAAAUGAAUAAUGGACCUAUGGAGGUGACUCCUGAAGAGGAGUCGGACGAUGAAGACAUGAAGGACGAACUGAAUGGCAAAGACCCGAAGAAGAUGACUGAUGAAGAGAAGCGAAAGAAUUUCUUGGAGAGGAAUCGUGUCGCGGCGCUCAAAUGUCGUCAACGUAAGAAGCAGUGGCUUGCAAAUCUCCAAGCCAAGGUCGAGCUCUUCACAACGGAAAAUGAUGCUUUAACGGCGACCGUCACUCAACUACGGGAAGAAAUAGUGAAUCUCAAGACCCUUUUGCUUGCUCACAAAGACUGCCCUGUCUCACAAGCUCAAGGUCUCGGUCCUUUGAUCAUGAAUGGCAUGUCCGCCGGCUUUGAUCCCCAUCCGUACAACCUCGCAACCAAUAUGGCCAUGCAACCCGGAGCACCAAUGCCCCAAGCCAUUCGCCGAUAG
Molecule: messenger RNA, 1470 nt
Organism: Talaromyces marneffei
Lineage: Eukaryota; Fungi; Ascomycota; Eurotiomycetes; Eurotiales; Trichocomaceae
Exons: 3
Coding region: 1-1470 (489 amino acids)
Biological process (GO): regulation of transcription by RNA polymerase II
Molecular function (GO): RNA polymerase II cis-regulatory region sequence-specific DNA binding; DNA-binding transcription factor activity, RNA polymerase II-specific
Source: RefSeq, a predicted model, not a curated record